CCCCUCCCCUCUCCACCCCCGCCGUCCUCACCAGGCGCCUCUCCGCCGCCAACCUCACCGCGUCCCUGUCGUCUCCGCCCCCGCCGCGAUCUUGGGCAUCGGUUUCUGAGACUGAUGGACUAUGAUCAAUCUAGAAGACAUAAUCCAAGUACGUCCAAAAGGAGGACUCAUUUUAGUUCUGAUGAUGGAAAGAGGAAGCGGGUUAACACCAGGCAGGAUGAUGGACCAGUGUCUUCUCGUCCAAUAGAAACCAUUUAUAGGAUAUUGUGCCCUGGGAAAAAGAUCGGCAGUGUCUUGGGGAGAGGUGGUCAUGUUGUUAAGGCCCUUAGAGAGGAGACUAAAGCAAAGAUAAGGGUUGCUGAUUCUAUUCCCGGUGCAGAUGACAGAGUCAUUAUUAUCUUUGAUUACCAAAAUCACUCUGAACAAGCUGUUCAAAAUAUUUCUAAUAAUGAUGGCUUAGAGAACAUGAAGCCUCAUUGUUUUGCCCAAGAUGCGUUGUUGAAGAUACAUGAUAAGAUUGCUGCUGAUGAAGAUCCCAACGAAGGAGGAGGUAUCCAUGAAAAACCUGAAACUGGCGGUGAUGUGACUGCUCGAAUUUUGGUACCAGGCAAUCAAGUUGGUUGCCUGCUAGGAAAAGGUGGCUCUAUUAUACAACAAUUGCGAAAUGAUACUGGUGCAGGCAUCCGUAUCUUACCAUCCGAAAAUCUUCCUCAGUGUGCACUUAAGCGUGAUGAAUUGGUUCAGAUAUCUGGCACACCUUCUCUUGUAAGAAAAGCUCUUUAUGAAAUAUCUACUCGUCUCCACCAACAUCCUCGUAAAGAAAAUCCACCUCUUGAAGAAAUUAUAGAUGCAAGCACACGAAGGAAGCUCGAGUCCCCACCACUGGUGCCACAUGAAAAUCCCAUGUUGCCACAUCUGCAUGUUGAUCAUGCACCAUCAAUGCCCAUGCUUGAUUCAUAUAGAAAUAGACCAUCACAAUAUCCUGUCCCUAUAGCAGAAGAGUUUUCUAUUAGGAUUCUGUGUGCUUCUGAGCUUAUUGGUCCUGUUAUUGGGAAAAGUGGGGCAAAUGUUAAGCAGGUAGAGCAGCAGACUGGGGCUCGCAUUAUAGUUAAAGAGUUGGACAAAGAUGCUUCUGGAGAAAGAUUGAUUGUCAUUUCAUCUAAGGAGAUUCCUGGCGAUCCAGUAUCCCCAGUAAUUGAGGCACUUAUUUUGCUCCAUAGUAAAGUAAGUGCACCUUCUGAGGAAGGAGAUUUGGUUACAAGGCUUGUUGUACCGUCAAAAACAGUUGGUUGUAUUCUUGGGGAAGGUGGGAAGGUCAUUACUGAAAUGAGAAGGCGUAUUGGGGCUGAAAUCCGAGUUUAUUCCAAGGCUGAUAAACCAAAGUACUUAUCUUUUGACGAGGAGCUUGUUCAGGUUGCUGGUGUUCCAGAUACUUCAAGGGAAGCCCUCACAGAGAUUGCUUCAAGGCUUAGAACUAGGACCCUCAGAGAUGAAAGUUCUGCCAAUAAUCCUCUACCUUUUGCUCGUUUUGAUGCCCCCCCUGCGGAUAUGUUUCUUAGCAGGGAAUUUGCACUAUAUGGAAGACCUCCUGCCAAUCCCCCAUAUGGAAGGCCUGCCAAUGACCCCCUUUAUGGAAGGUCUGCUAAUGAUUCACCAUAUCAAAAACUUGCCAUUGAUCCAGCAUAUGGAAGGCCUGCCAAUGAUUCACUAUAUGGAAGACCUGCCAAUGAUCCACCAUAUGGGAGACUGGCCAAUGAUCCACUAUAUGGGAGACCCGCCAAUGAUACACCAUAUGGAAGACCCAUCAACGAUCUUCCUUAUGGAAGAUCUGCCACUGAUAUGCCAUAUGGAAGACCAAACAAUAAACCCCUUGAUCUUUCUUCUGUUUAUCCUGUAGAUUACUUAUCGAAAAGAAGAGAGUAUCCUGGUUCGGGUCCUUUGGCUAGCAACGCUCCCCCAUCUGCUUCAUUCGACAGAUAUGCAGCACCUGCUCCUUUGCCUACUAUGCAAAUGCCCUUGCCUGCCAGUCCUGGUGCUGAUUAUAUGUCCCAUCGUUCCUAUCGUGACCAUAUGCCUACUGAUAGUUACUCCAGUAGAGGUACACAGCAAUUAGGUCUAUCGAGAACUGGGAAUACUAGUGUGCAACAAUUAGGCGUCACCAGAGCUGCAAAUUCCAAUGCUUAUGAUUACACUGAGGCCGCCAGACAGAUGCAUGGACGUGAGGAUUAUCAAAGACUACCUGGGCCAAUUCCAGGAUACUCAAGUAGCUCUCUCGAAGUGAGGAUUCCAAAAGCUUCUCUGGAAUCUAUCAUUGGAGCUGGUGGUGUCAACCUAGCAGAGAUCCGCCAGAUCUCUGGUGCAAGAAUGAAUUUGCGUGAAGCUCAUCCUGGUUCCUCAGAGUCCAUCAUGGAGAUCCAGGGCAUGCCGGACCAAGUGAGAGCGGCACAGAGCCUUCUGCAAGGCUUCAUUGGUGCCAACAGCCAGAGCAUGCAGCCAUCCAAGGCUCUCGACGUCCAUUACCCAAGGUGGAAUUAGAACCUGGUCUCGUGGCGGAGAACAAGAGAAGAGGGGUCACUGCGCGACUCUGGGUCGACCUCCAUGCUGAUGUUCUUGUAGCGCUGAAUAGCUGCUUAAGUUAUGGUUAGGGUCGCAACUCAGAUCAUGUAUCUUGGCCAAUAAUCUUGGGCUUGGUUUAGGUUGGUGAAGGAUUAGCUCUUCUGAUUUUCUUGUCUUUGCCUGCUUCUGAAUGAAAAAAAAACAUCUGAUGAGAAGAGUUGCAUGUACUCUGUAGUCUGUACUCUGUAGUUGUACAUGGAGCCUGGAUGGUUGAACCUGCUGUUCUGUGCGAUGCUAUUUAUGGAAGGAACACCGCACAUCUGAUUUUCUCUGGUUU
Messenger RNA from Lolium rigidum, 2893 nucleotides. Its product is annotated as KH domain-containing protein At4g18375-like. The transcript is spliced from 8 exons. Bases 115 to 2535 code for a protein of 806 amino acids. Gene Ontology annotation, cellular component: cytoplasm; nucleus. Gene Ontology annotation, biological process: regulation of gene expression. The record is from RefSeq and is a predicted model, not a curated record. Gene Ontology annotation, molecular function: mRNA binding. Lineage: Eukaryota; Viridiplantae; Streptophyta; Magnoliopsida; Poales; Poaceae.